CUCACAGGGCCAUGUGCAGACAGAAGUCCAAGCGCCCUUACUCCUGCCUGGAGGUAGUCCUCAUCACUCUCCUGGUCCUGAUGACAGCGGUGACAGUGGCACUCCUCGUCCUUCACUUUGUCACUGGGGAGAGCAGCUCCAGCAAUGAUUAUGAUGAACCAUCACCAACCCAGAAACCAACAACAACUGGUGGCUCAGGAAACUACUUACUGGGUGUAGGUCGGGCAGACUGCACAGGGCCCGUAGCAGAAAUUCCUCUGAUGGGCUAUGCUAAUCCCAACCAGGUGGGUGGUGGACUUCUCACACGCCUCUACAGCAGAGCCUUCAUUGUGGCAGAGCCGAACGACUCCAGGAGAGUGGUGUUCGUCAGCAUUGACAUAGGGAUGGUGUCCCAGAGACUGAGGCUGGAGGUGUUGAAGGAACUGAAGAGCAAGUAUGGCGAGCUGUACCAAAGGGACAACGUCAUCCUGAGCGGAACCCACACACACUCGGGGCCUGGUGGCUACUUCCAAUACACACUCUUCUGGAUCACUAGCAAAGGGCUGAUCAAACCAAACCUCAAUGCUAUAGUGAAGGGCAUUGUAAAGAGCAUUGAUAUAGCACAUCAGAACAUGAAGAGAGGAAGGCUUUUUUUAAACAGAGGCAUGGUAGAAAACAGUCAGAUCAACCGAAGCCCUUACUCGUAUCUCCAGAAUCCAGUAUCCGAACGUAGCAGGUACUCAGCCAACACAGAUAAAGAAAUGGUGAUGCUGAAGAUGGUAGAUGAGAAUGGACAUGACCUAGGACUCAUCAGCUGGUUUGCUGUGCACCCAGUCAGCAUGAACAACACAAACCAUCUCAUCAACAGCGACAACAUGGGCUACGCAUCUCUCCUGUUUGAGCAGGAGAAGAACAAGGGCAUGCUUCCUGGAGAGGGCUCUUUUGUUGCUGCCUUUGCAUCCUCCAACCUUGGGGAUGUGUCACCCAACACCAAAGGUCCAUUCUGCAUUAACACAGGGGAAUCAUGUGAUAACCCUCAGAGUGCCUGUCCCAUUGGGGGGGCGUCAAUGUGCAUGGCCAUGGGACCUGGCACUGACAUGUUCGACAGUACAAGAAUUAUCGCAAAAAAUAUCUACUCGAAGGCAAAGGAGCUGUACGCCACUGCUGUCCAGGAGCUCACUGGGCCCCUCCGCUCCGCUCACCAGUGGGUCAACAUGAGCAAUGUCCAGGUGCAGCUCAAUGCCACACACACGGCUAAAACAUGCAAACCAGCCUUGGGACAUAGUUUUGCUGCAGGGACCAUAGAUGGAGUGGGGGCUUUCAACUUCACACAAGGCUCAGUAGAAGGGGACCCAUUUUGGGACAACAUCCGGGACCAGCUCCUGGGAGAGCCAUCCAAUGAAACAAAGGCUUGCCACCAACCCAAGCCGAUCCUCUUUAGCACCGGGGAGAUGACUUGGCCUCACCCCUGGCACCCUGACAUUGUAGAUGUUCAGCUUGCUGCUAUUGGAUCACUGGCAAUCGUUGCUGUUCCUGGAGAAUUUACGACCAUGUCGGGACGCAGACUGCAGGAAGCUGUUAAAAGUGAAUUUGGCUCUCAUGGUACAGCAGGAAUGGAUAUUGUAAUUGCGGGUCUUUGUAAUGUCUACACCCAUUAUAUUACCACCUAUGAAGAAUACCAGGUUCAACGAUAUGAGGCAGCAUCGACUAUUUACGGACCGCACACCCUUUCCGCUUACAUCCAGCUGUACAGAGGACUUGCAAGGGCUAUUGCUAUGAAUGCAGUGCAGGACUUGCCAAAUGGCCCUGAGCCCCCUCUUUUCAACAUAACCAGCCUGACAUUGGUGCCUGCUGUCACUCCUGAUAGAGCACCAGUGAAUAAGACAUUUGGGGAUGUGCUUCAAGAAGUGAAUGUACAGUAUCGAGUGGGAGAAGUUGCCAAAGUAACUUUUGUAGGUGCAAACCCCAGGAACUCUGCAGAGAACAUGACCGAACACAACUUCCUGACAGUGGAGAGAUACACCAGUGUUUCAGGGAGCUGGCAGGUGGUACAGAACGAUGCCUCCUGGGACACCAGGUUUUACUGGACCAAAGGGUCAUCUGGCCAGAGCAACGUGACAAUUGAAUGGCACAUUCCUAGCGGCACAGAGCCUGGCAUCUACAGGAUCCAGUACUUUGGGCACUACAGGAGACUGCUCAAGCAAUUCUAUCCAUUUCAAGGCACAUCCACAGCAUUUGAAAUUACAAAUCUGUAGCCAACCAUGUUCAUUAAAGGAACUGUUGCCUUUGAACAGUAGAUUUUACACCUGUGAUGUUCAAAUGAACACCUGGGAGGUUUUCUGUGGCAUUUUUCCUCUGUAGGAAAAAUGCUGUUGUCCCUCAUGCGCUUCUCAUUGUCCUUUGCUGUGCAAAACUCAGCUUUCUGCUAAGUUUUGACUUUUACCUGCAAUUCAGCCUCAUUAGUUUGAUACAUUUUCAUUCAAAUAGUACCAGUCCCAGAUGGAUCUCAUUGAUUCUUAUUGUACUAAAAAAUGAACUGUUUUUCUUUACUCACUAAACAAAUGCUUAUUGAUUGUGAACAGGCUCUCAGAGAGAAUUAAUGCAUAAUGAGACCUAAUCCAGACAAUAAAAUAGUCCAUAAAAUACAGCUCAGUCCAUAUAGCUGGGAAGAACUGCUGAAUUUCCAAAACAUCAGAAAAGAAGAUAUCUUAGUUUCAGCUGGGACAGAAUUAGGACAACUGACUUAAAUAGGCCAAAGGGAUAUUCCAUACCAUUAUGACAUCAUGCGGAAGGAGUUUUGAAGGGGGUGGGAGUUCCUCUCUCUCUCUUCCUCUGCUCAGAGGCUAGCUGGGCAUUGAUUGUCAAGUGGUGAGCAAUUGCUUGUGUAUCACUUAUAUACAUUCACAUACAUAUAUUUCUCAUAACUAUUAUUCUUUUCCUUAGUAGAUAGUUUUAUCUCAACCCAUGACUUCUACUUUGUUUUUUGAUUCUCUCCCCCAUCCCUCUGGGAAGGGGGCAGUGAGCAAACAGCUGUGUGGUGCUGAGCAACCUGCCAGGAUGAACCACCACAGUCAUUUUGGCACCCAGCACAGAGCUUGAAGGGUUGAAAUAACAGCAGAUCUGACCUGACUGUGAUAACACAUUGUGCUGUGGUAGUUUGAUAAUUGCUGGUCACAAGUUAUUUUUUCCCCCUAUUUAUGGAGUUCGUGAGAGUCUUCUCAUGGAACUAUAUUGUGUAGCACCUUGCUUACUGCUUAUUUUCCCUUCUGCAUGGUUUGUCAUCUCUGGGGGAUGGAUUAAAGUUUUUGUUUUGCUAU
Numida meleagris (helmeted guineafowl) is the source of this 3296-nucleotide messenger RNA. RefSeq names its product N-acylsphingosine amidohydrolase 2 (gene ASAH2). Gene Ontology annotation, cellular component: extracellular region. The coding region runs from base 12 to 2234 and encodes 740 amino acids. The transcript is spliced from 20 exons. The record is from RefSeq and is a predicted model, not a curated record. Gene Ontology annotation, biological process: long-chain fatty acid biosynthetic process; ceramide catabolic process; sphingosine biosynthetic process. Gene Ontology annotation, molecular function: N-acylsphingosine amidohydrolase activity. Lineage: Eukaryota; Metazoa; Chordata; Aves; Galliformes; Numididae.